UGGGAGACAUAAGAACAAAGGAUGCCCAGAGAAACAGCAGGAUUUAAAUUUGGGCUUCAGAGGAUGGCAAGUCAAAUCAUGUUACCUCUGCUGCUUUUGGGGAUGAUAAGUACAGUGACUCCUCAGGUGACUCCUCAGGUGACUUCAGUGAGUCCUCAGGGGACUCCUCAGGGGACUCCUCAGGGGACUCCUCAUGCGACUCAACCGGGGACUCCACAGGUCACUUCUCCAGUGACUUCUCUGAUGACUUCUCCAGGGAUUUCAGCGUCUCCACCGGGGACUCCUCAGGUGACUCCUCAGGUGACUUCUCCGGUGAUUUCAGGCACGGUGACUCCUCUGGGGACGACUCAAUCGACUACUCAAUCGACUACUCAAUCGACUACUCAAGCGACUACUCAAUCGACUACUCAAGCGACUACUCAAGGGACUUCUCAGGUGACUUCUCCAGUGACUCCAGGAAACUUCUACCCAAUUGCUGGAAUGACAACCUGGCGAGCACUUGAUGGAAGUUCGCCUCGAAUUCUCCUGCAACAGCCUUUUGUUUACUUCGGAAAGACCUAUUAUCAGAUUUACGUGAACCACAAUGGACACAUGACUUUUGACAGUUCAUGGAGUAAUUGGUAUCCGCAAAGGUUUCCAAUGUAUGGAUACAGAGACGUCAUCGCUCCAUUCUGGACAGAUUUUGAUAACAGAGUCAAUGGUCUGGUCUACUACAACCAAUACACCAGUGGGAAUGUUCUCCAACGGGCUACAAGAGACAUUAAUGAGUACUUUCCAGGACUGAACUUCAAUGCCACCUGGGUCUUAGUUGCAACAUGGUAUAAAAUGGCCUACUAUCCAAUGACUGGAACAGAAACUACAAUCCAAGCAGUCUUGAUCUCUGGUGACCAGUACUCUUUUGUGCUGAUGAACUAUGGGAUAAUAGCCUUAUCAAAUCACAAUGUACAGGCAGGAUAUGACACAAUCUACUCCGUCCACCAUUUUACCAUCCCUGGAUCAUUCUCUAACAAUGCAACAGGCAGUAACUCAAGUUUCCGCGUGACCAGCAAUGUCAAUGUACCCGGUCGCUGGGUCUUCCGGUUAGACAAUGGAACAAGAGGCUGCACUUUCAAUGGUGAACCCGUGGAGAUGGGUGAUUCAUUCUGGGCUGACAGUACCUGUGCACACAAGUGCACCUGCACUUCAUAUGGCCUGCAGUGUCACAGCCAACCCUGCUCCUUUUCCCAAAUCUGCAAGCCAACUGGCUAUCACUUCUCCUGCCAGACAGUGCAGAGACGCUCCUGUACCAUUAGUGGUGAUCCACAUUACUACACCUUUGAUGGCACAGUGUUUCACUUUCAGGGCACCUGCACUUACGUUCUCUCAGAGCAAUGUGGUCAAGAACUGCCCUACUAUCGAGUAGAGGGCAAGAAUGAGCACCGGGGAAGCACUCAUGUUUCCUGGACACGACUGGUCAAAGUGUAUGUCUAUGGUGAAACUAUUGAGCUGGUGAAGGGCCAUCCUGGUGAGGCUAAGGUUAAUGGAGACUUUGCAGCCACUCCAUUAUAUCUCAGCAACGGCACUGUCCAGGUUUAUCAGUCAGGCUUUUCUGUGAUCGUCAGCACUGACUUUGGCUUGGAGGUUUCUUACGACACGAAUCAUUACGUCAGGAUCAGCGUGCCCUAUUCUUACCUGAAUGCAACGUGUGGCCUGUGUGGAAACUUCAACAAUCACCCUGGGGAUGACUUUCGAACCCGUCAGGGCGAGAUUGUGAGCUCUGAUGUGGUUUUUGCCAACAGCUGGCAAGCACCAGAUGACGACGAGACAGGUUGUGAGGCACAGUGUGGAGGUCUAGAGUGUGCUGCUUGCACUGAGGAUCAGACAGUUUUGUACAGCAAUGCUGUCCAUUGCGGUAUCCUCCAGAACAGUUCUGGACCUUUUGCUGUUUGCCAUCAACAACUUCCCCCACAAACCUUUGUGGAGAGUUGUGUGUAUGAUCUGUGUGUAGGAGGAGGGUACCAGCCCAUUCUGUGCCAAGCACUAAAUGCAUAUGCAAGUCAGUGUCAACAGAAAGGCAUACAGCUGCCAAGCUGGAGGAGACAAGGCUUCUGUGAAAUCCCCUGCCCGUCCAACAGCCACUUUGAGUCCCAAGGCACCGGAUGUCCAGCUACCUGUGUCAACCCCAAUUCUACGCACAACUGCCCUCUCCCUCCCCAAGAGAGCUGCAUCUGCGAUUCAGGCUACAUCCUUAGUGCUGGGGUCUGUGUCCCUCAUUCUGAUUGUGGCUGCAGUUUUGAGGGUCGCUACUACAGCUCUGGACAAACUGUAAUACUAGAUGAGGACUGUGGGAGACAGUGCAGCUGCAGUUAUGGCUCCAUGACCUGUGAAACCCAUAAUUGUGGCCCGCUUGAAUCAUGCAGUGUGGUGGAAGGAAAAAGAGGGUGCAGACCUAACAGCUACGCAACAUGCUGGACAAGGGGCCCAGGGUCAUAUCACACAUUUGAUGGAGUGCUGUACCAGUAUCCUGGGGCAUGUCGACUGACCCUUGCCAAGGUGAUGGGAUUGUCUGAUCACCCGCACUUUGUGGUGACAGCAGAAAAAGUGCCAAGAGGCCAGCAGGGUUUUGCCCGGUUGCUCAAGUUUGAGGCACAGGGCACACAAAUCUCCAUUGACAUGACAGGCAGCAGCACAGUUCAGGUUGACGGUCAGCUGAUCAGACUACCAUUCAGCUCAGCAUCCAAUCACAUCCAAAUCUACCACAGCAGCAUUCACAGCAUCAUCCUUCACACCUCCUUUGGUGUAACUGUGCAAACAGUUUUUCCUCACUUUGUGAGUGUCACUGCACCUGGUAUCUACAAUGGCUCACUAGGUGGACUCUGUGGUAAUUACAAUGGUCACUCACAUGAUGACUUCCGCACUCCCAAUGGCAUCCUGGUCAACAGCUCUCAGGUCUUUGGGGACAGCUGGCGAGAUGGCUCCCUUGCUGCACACUGUGUGGAAAGUGGGAAUGAUAAUUUAACAACAAAUUACAAUUCUUCAGAGUACUGUGGUAUUCUUGGCUCACCGCAUGGGCCAUUUACCCAGUGUUGGGCCACGGUGGACCCAUGGCAGCAAGUGGAUGUCUGUGUGAAAAUCAUUAGUGCCUCUAAAAAUCCAGCAUCAGCACUGUGUGAAGCCCUACGAGAUUAUGCACUAAUGUGUCAAGAGAAGGGCGUUGCCCUUGAACACUGGAGGAAUGCAACAGGCUGUGAACAAAACUGCCCUCUAAACAGCCAUUAUGAACUCUGUGGAACCACUUGUCCUUCCGCCUGCCCCAGCCUUUCCUUUCCCUUCUCCUGUGACACUGCAUGUCAGGAAGGUUGCCAGUGCGAUAACGGUUUCGUCCUCAAUGGGAACCAGUGCGUUCCACCAACAUCCUGCGGAUGCUAUCACCAAGGACGCUAUCGGCAAGGGGGCGAACAGUUCUGGGAUGGUGAGGAGUGUCAGAGCUUGUGUACGUGUGAUGGCACUGCUGGGGCAGUCUAUUGUACCCCAAACUCCUGUGGUCCCCAGGAGUCCUGCCGUGUGGUGGAGGGUGAAUUUGGCUGCCAUCCCAACCCUCAUGGCACUUGCUCUGCCUCUGGAGACCCUCACUACCUCACCUUUGAUGGCAAGGCCUACGACUUCCAAGGAACCUGCCGCUAUGUUCUGGCGACAGUUUGUAACGCCACUGAUGAACUCCAUGAAUUUGCGGUGGAAGCUAAGAAUGAGCCGUGGAAUGGGUUGCCAGUUUCAAUCACAACUGAAGUUUUUGUGGAUGUGUGGGGCUAUAAAAUCCGGAUGUCAAGGGGCAGCAGCGGUACGGUCGAGGUCAAUGGAAUAACUAAAAAUGUACCAGCUCUCUUGAAUGGAGGUCUAGUGUCCAUCUUUACAAGUGGAUCUCGCACAUUUGUCAGUACUGAUUUUGGCCUGAGUGUCACGUACGAUGGAUGGAGUACAGUGUCUAUCUCCGUGCCUUCAAAUUACAGUGAACAAACAUGUGGGCUUUGUGGAAACUUCAAUGGAAAUCCAAAUGAUGAGUACCUCACCCCAUCUGGGAUGAUGGUUACCACUCCACAUGAGUUUGGGACAGCUUGGAAGGUGGAAGGCAACUACACCUGCAGUGAUGGCUGUGGUUCCUCCUGCCCGCAAUGUACCAACGAUCUACCUGCUAGAGCUCAAUGUGAGGUGAUUCAGGCAGCCGACGGCCCUCUCAGCUUCUGCCAUGAGCAGGUGGACCCAACGCCAUACUUCAAUGACUGCGUGUUUGAUGUUUGUGUGUCGGGAAAUGAGGGCCAAGAUCUUCUCUGCAGGGCCAUUCAGGCAUAUGUCAGUGCCUGUCAGUCUGCUAAUGUUCAAAUCUACCCUUGGAGAGAGAACACCACCUGCAGGCUUGACUGUCCAGCCAACAGCCAUUAUGAGCUGUGUGGUACAGACUGUGGCCACACCUGUGCCAGCAGCACUGAUGCCACCUGUGAGCAGGUUUGCUCGGAGGGAUGUUUCUGUGAUGAAGGCUUUGCCAGGAGUGGGGCAAGUUGCAUCCCCAUAGAAAGCUGUGGCUGCCAAUAUGAUGGCUUCUACUAUAAUGCUGGUGAGUCGUUCUGGACAGAAGGUUGCUCCCAGCAAUGUAAGUGCCACGCUCCCAAUGACCUGCGCUGUUCUGCAGCGCCUUGCACUCCUGCACAAGUGUGCACUAUCAGAAACGGCCAGCUGGGCUGUUUUGAUGCCAUGUCAACCUGCACCGUGUGGGGGGACCCACACUACAUCACCUUUGACGGAGCAGUGGCUCAUUUCCAGGGAACAUGCUCUUACAUCAUUACUGAGAGUUUGGACCACAGAACCAAUGAAACCCACUUUCAGGUGGCAGCCACCAAUAAUCACCGUGGCAACAACCGUGUGUCGUUUGUCUCAGCAGUGGAUAUAUACCUCUCAAAUGAGCCAGAGAGUGCAAAAAUCAGAAUUGGAACCAACAAAAGAGUCACGGUAAAUGGAAAUGAGGUCUCUCUUCCCACCACUGCAGGAACAUUAGCUCAGGUAGAAAGGCAGGGAAGCUACAUUGUGGUCAAUGCCAUUGACUUGAUAGUCCAGUUUGAUGGCCGGAGUACUUUGCUGGUCAGAAUCGGUCAAAACCGUGACAACAGAGUCACCGGGAUGUGUGGAAACUUCAACAGUGACCCUGCAGAUGACAAAGUGUUGCCCAAUGGCACGUUGGCACAAAAUGACAAUCACUUUGGACACAGCUGGAAGGCACCCACAAGCCAUCCAGGAUGUGGAUCCACAGAUGAUGAGAGUGGCGAUGGAUUGAAUGACUGUCAAUUUAAGGAAGAAUACUCUGAGCUCUGCAGUGUCAUCAGCAACACCAGCGGCCCGUUCAGUGCCUGUCACCUGCAGUCUGACCCCGAGCCAUUUUUCAGUUCCUGUGUCUACGAUCUCUGCCUCUACACUCCAGCUAACGGCAUGCUGUGCUCUGCUGUCUCAGCCUAUGAGAAAACCUGCUCUGUUCUGGGGGUGAACAUCCCAGAGUGGCGCUCGGCUUUGCAGUGUGCUGAGUCAGACCCCUGUGAACAACUGAACUGCACAGAGUAUGAGUGGUGUGGUGAGAAAAAUGGUGUUUACGGCUGCUUCUGUGAUGAGCACCACCAUCGGCCCAACAAUGAGAGCUACGACUCGUCCAUCACUUGUCACAGUAGUUCAGGCAUCAUGUCCCUGUCGCGCUGCCAGCUCUUUGAGGCCGGCUUCCACUCUACUUCCCUCCACCUCCAGGAAGACGCCUGCAAAGGGACUCUCCAGGAUGGACGACUGGUGUUCCAGUUUGACAAUGGCGACCAGCUGUGUGGGACAGUUCUCAGGAGCAACGGAUCCCAUUUCAUCUAUGAGAACACCAUCCAGAACGAUGUGGACCCCCAUAAAAGUCUAAUCAGCCGCCAGAAGAACAUUCAUCUGAGUUUCUGCUGUGAAUACCCUCUGGCCCAGGCCCUGUCUAUGGCUGUGGGCAUCAACCCUGUAGAGAGCAUUGUAAGGAAGAAGCUUCCAACUGGCCAAGGGCUGUAUCAUAUGAGGAUGAUCCCCUACCAGGAUUCUGGCUUCCACUUCCCCCUGACCAGCGACAGGAACAUAGAAAUGGAAAUUGACCAGAGGUUCUAUGUGGAGGUCCGGACAGAAGGAGUCGAUGAAAGGCAGAUCUCCACCGUUCUGGACUCUUGUUGGGCCACGCCGGUCAACAUUGCCAACUACCCUGUCCGCUGGGAUCUCAUUAGUGCACAGUGUCCUAAUCCAUCAGAUGAUACAGUAGAGCUGGUUCAGAACGGCAUCUCCACUGUGGCCCGAUUCUCAUUCAAGAUGUUCACCUUUACCAACUUCUCAUCCAUCUACAUCCACUGCCAGGUCCACCUGUGUCUUCUGAGCAAUAAAAACUGCUCAGCUCAUUGCUACCCAGGUCACCACAGGCGAUUUAAGAGGGACGUAUCCUACCAUGCCACUGCAGACAUCUCAGUAGGACCACUCCUCCUGAGGAGAGAUGUCUCAGACAUGAUGAUGAAACAGAGAAGUGCUUCAGGUCAGUUGACUGGUUCACUGGUGAUCCUGCUUGUCAGUUUGCUGAUGGCCAAAACGCCUGAACCUUCUCAAGCAAGCAGUGGCUAUGGAUACAGAUUCAGAGGUGGAGUGACCAUCAGCCACCUCCUAUACAUGGAUGGCAUCAAGCUGCAUGCCAGGAGGGAGCCAGACAUCAACUCACUGAUCGGCCUCACCAGGAUCUACAUGAAGGACAUAAAACAAAGGAUGCCCAGAGAAACAGCAGGAUUUAAAUUUGGGCUUCGGAGGAUGGCAAGUCAAAUCAUGUUGCCUCUGCUGCUUUUGGGGAUGAUAAGUACAGUGACUCCUCAGGUGACUCCUCAGGUGACUUCAGUGAGUCCUCAGGGGACUCCUCAGGGGACUCCUCAUGAGACUCCACCGGGCACUCCACCGGGGACUCCUCAGGUGACUUCUCCGGUGACUUCUCCAGGGAUUUCAGACACAGGGACUCCUCUGGGGACUACUCAAUCGACUACUCAAUCGACUACUCAAGGGACUUCUCAGGUGACUUCUCCAGUGACUCCAGGAAACUUCUACCCAAUUGCUGGAAUGACAACCUGGCGAGAAGAUGAUGGAAGUUCGCCUCUAAUCCUCUUGCAACAGCCUUUUGUUUACUUCGGAAAGACCUAUUAUCAGAUUUACGUGAACCACAAUGGACACAUGACUUUUGACAGUCCAUGGCAUCAGUACCGUCCACAAAGGUUUCCAAUGUAUGGAUACAGAGACGUCAUCGCUCCAUUCUGGACAGAUUUGGAUAACAGAGUCAAUGGUCUGGUCUACUACAACCAAUACACCAGUGGGAAUAUUCUCCAACGGGCUACAAGAGACAUUAAUGAGUACUUUCCAGGACUGACCUUCAAUGCCACCUGGGUCUUUGUUGCAACAUGGUAUAAAGUGGCCUACUUUCCAACAACUGGAACAGAAACUACAAUCCAAGCAGUCUUGAUCUCUGGUGACCAGUACUCUUUUGUGCUGAUGAACUAUGGGAUAAUAGCCUUAUCAAAUCACAAUGUACAGGCAGGAUAUGACACAAUCUACUCCGUCCACCAUUUUACCAUCCCUGGAUCAUUCUCUAACAAUGCAACAGGCAAUUACUCAAGUUUCCGCGUGACCAGCAAUGUCAAUGUACCCGGUCGCUGGGUCUUCCGGUUAGACAAUGGAACAACAGGCUGCACUUUCAAUGGUGAACCCGUGGAGAUGGGUGAUUCAUUCUGGGCUGACAGUACCUGUGCACACAAGUGCACCUGCACUUCAUAUGGCCUGCAGUGUCACAGCCAACCCUGCUCCUUUUCCCAAAUCUGCAAGCCAACUGGCUAUCACUUCUCCUGCCAGACAGUGCAGAGACGCUCCUGUACCAUUAGUGGUGAUCCACAUUACUACACCUUUGAUGGCACAGUGUUUCACUUUCAGGGCACCUGCACUUACGUUCUCUCAGAGCAAUGUGGUCAAGAACUGCCCUACUAUCGAGUAGAGGGCAAGAAUGAGCACCGGGGAAGCACUCAUGUUUCCUGGACACGACUGGUCAAAGUGUAUGUCUAUGGUGAAACUAUUGAGCUGGUGAAGGGCCAUCCUGGUGAGGCUAAGGUUAAUGGAGACUUUGCAGCCACUCCAUUAUAUCUCAGCAACGGCACUGUCCAGGUUUAUCAGUCAGGCUUUUCUGUGAUCGUCAGCACUGACUUUGGCUUGGAGGUUUCUUACGACACGAAUCAUUACGUCAGGAUCAGCGUGCCCUAUUCUUACCUGAAUGCAACGUGUGGCCUGUGUGGAAACUUCAACAAUCACCCUGGGGAUGACUUUCGAACCCGUCAGGGCGAGAUUGUGAGCUCUGAUGUGGUUUUUGCCAACAGCUGGCAAGCACCAGAUGACGACGAGACAGGUUGUGAGGCACAGUGUGGAGGUCUAGAGUGUGCUGCUUGCACUGAGGAUCAGACAGUUUUGUACAGCAAUGCUGUCCAUUGCGGUAUCCUCCAGAACAGUUCUGGACCUUUUGCUGUUUGCCAUCAACAACUUCCCCCACAGACCUUUGUGGAGAGUUGUGUGUAUGAUCUGUGUGUAGGAGGAGGGUACCAGCCCAUUCUGUGCCAAGCACUAAAUGCAUAUGCAAGUCAGUGUCAACAGAAAGGCAUACAGCUGCCAAGCUGGAGGAGACAAGGCUUCUGUGAAAUCCCCUGCCCGUCCAACAGCCACUUUGAGUCCCAAGGCACCGGAUGUCCAGCUACCUGUGUCAACCCCAAUUCUACGCACAACUGCCCUCUCCCUCCCCAAGAGAGCUGCAUCUGCGAUUCAGGCUACAUCCUUAGUGCUGGGGUCUGUGUCCCUCAUGCUGAUUGUGGCUGCAGUUUUGAGGGUCGCUACUACAGCUCUGGACAAACUGUAAUACUAGAUGAGGACUGUGGGAGACAGUGCAGCUGCAGUUAUGGCUCCAUGACCUGUGAAACCCAUAAUUGUGGCCCGCUUGAAUCAUGCAGUGUGGUGGAAGGAAAAAGAGGGUGCAAACCUAACAGCUACGCAACAUGCUGGACAAGGGGCCCAGGGUCAUAUCACACAUUUGAUGGAGUGCUGUACCAGUAUCCCGGGGCAUGUCGACUGACCCUUGCCAAGGUGAUGGGAUUGUCUGAUCACCCGCACUUUGUGGUGACAGCAGAAAAAGUCCCAAGAGGCCAGCAGGGUUUUGCCCGGUUGCUCAAGUUUGAGGCACAGGGCACACAAAUCUCCAUUGACAUGACAGGCAGCAGCACAGUUCAGGUUGACGGUCAGCUGAUCAGACUACCAUUCAGCUCAGCAUCCAAUCACAUCCAAAUCUACCACAGCAGCAUUCACAGCAUCAUCCUUCACACCUCCUUUGGUGUAACUGUGCAAACAGUUUUUCCUCACUUUGUGAGUGUCACUGCACCUGGUAUCUACAAUGGCUCACUAGGUGGACUCUGUGGUAAUUACAAUGGUCACUCACAUGAUGACUUCCGCACUCCCAAUGGCAUCCUGGUCAACAGCUCUCAGGUCUUUGGGGACAGCUGGCGAGAUGGCUCCCUUGCUGCACACUGUGUGGAAAGUGGGAAUGAUAAUUUAACAACAAAUUACAAUUCUUCAGAGUACUGUGGUAUUCUUGGCUCACCGCAUGGGCCAUUUACCCAGUGUUGGGCCACGGUGGACCCAUGGCAGCAAGUGGAUGUCUGUGUGAAAAUCAUUAGUGCCUCUAAAAAUCCAGCAUCAGCACUGUGUGAAGCCCUACGAGAUUAUGCACUAAUGUGUCAAGAGAAGGGCGUUGCCCUUGAACACUGGAGGAAUGCAACAGGCUGUGAACAAAACUGCCCUCUAAACAGCCAUUAUGAACUCUGUGGAACCACUUGUCCUUCCGCCUGCCCCAGCCUUUCCUUUCCCUUCUCCUGUGACACUGCAUGUCAGGAAGGUUGCCAGUGCGAUAACGGUUUCGUCCUCAAUGGGAACCAGUGCGUUCCACCAACAUCCUGCGGAUGCUAUCACCAAGGACGCUAUCGGCAAGGGGGCGAACAGUUCUGGGAUGGUGAGGAGUGUCAGAGCUUGUGUACGUGUGAUGGCACUGCUGGGGCAGUCUAUUGUACCCCAAACUCCUGUGGUCCCCAGGAGUCCUGCCGUGUGGUGGAGGGUGAAUUUGGCUGCCAUCCCAACCCUCAUGGCACUUGCUCUGCCUCUGGAGACCCUCACUACCUCACCUUUGAUGGCAAGGCCUACGACUUCCAAGGAACCUGCCGCUAUGUUCUGGCGACAGUUUGUAACGCCACUGAUGAACUCCAUGAAUUUGCGGUGGAAGCUAAGAAUGAGCCGUGGAAUGGGUUGCCAGUUUCAAUCACAACUGAAGUUUUUGUGGAUGUGUGGGGCUAUAAAAUCCAUAUGUCAAGGGGCAGCAGCGGUACGGUCAAGGUCAAUGGAAUAACUAAAAAUGUACCAGCUCUCUUGAAUGGAGGUCUAGUGUCCAUCUUUACAAGUGGAUCUCGCACAUUUGUCAGUACUGAUUUUGGCCUGAGUGUCACGUACGAUGGAUGGAGUACAGUGUCUAUCUCCGUGCCUUCAAAUUACAGUGAACAAACAUGUGGGCUUUGUGGAAACUUCAAUGGAAAUCCAAACGAUGAGUACCUCACCCCAUCUGGGAUGAUGGUUACCACUCCACAUGAGUUUGGGACAGCUUGGAAGGUGGAAGGCAACUACACCUGCAGUGAUGGCUGUGGUUCCUCCUGCCCGCAAUGUACCAACGAUCUACCUGCUAGAGCUCAAUGUGAGGUGAUUCAGGCAGCCGACGGCCCUCUCAGCUUCUGCCAUGAGCAGGUGGACCCAACGCCAUAUUUCAAUGACUGCGUGUUUGAUGUUUGUGUGUCGGGAAAUGAGGGCCAAGAUCUUCUCUGCAGGGCCAUUCAGGCAUAUGUCAGUGCCUGUCAGUCUGCUAAUGUUCAAAUCUACCCUUGGAGAGAGAACACCACCUGCAGGCUUGACUGUCCAGCCAACAGCCAUUAUGAGCUGUGUGGUACAGACUGUGGCCACACCUGUGCCAGCAGCACUGAUGCCACCUGUGAGCAGGUUUGCUCGGAGGGAUGUUUCUGUGAUGAAGGCUUUGCCAGGAGUGGGGCAAGUUGCAUCCCCAUAGAAAGCUGUGGCUGCCAAUAUGAUGGCUUCUACUAUAAUGCUGGUGAGUCGUUCUGGACAGAAGGUUGCUCCCAGCAAUGUAAGUGCCACGCUCCCAAUGACCUGCGCUGUUCUGCAGCGCCUUGCACUCCUGCACAAGUGUGCACUAUCAGAAACGGCCAGCUGGGCUGUUUUGAUGCCAUGUCAACCUGCACCGUGUGGGGGGACCCACACUACAUCACCUUUGACGGAGCAGUGGCUCAUUUCCAGGGAACAUGCUCUUACAUCAUUACUGAGAGUUUGGACCACAGAACCAAUGAAACCCACUUUCAGGUGGCAGCCACCAAUAAUCACCGUGGCAACAACCGUGUGUCGUUUGUCUCAGCAGUGGAUAUAUACCUCUCAAAUGAGCCAGAGAGUGCAAAAAUCAGAAUUGGAACCAACAAAAGAGUCACGGUAAAUGGAAAUGAGGUCUCUCUUCCCACCACUGCAGGAACAUUAGCUCAGGUAGAAAGGCAGGGAAGCUACAUUGUGGUCAAUGCCAUUGACUUGAUAGUCCAGUUUGAUGGCCGGAGUACUUUGCUGGUCAGAAUCGGUCAAAACCGUGACAACAGAGUCACCGGGAUGUGUGGAAACUUCAACAGUGACCCUGCAGAUGACAAAGUGUUGCCCAAUGGCACGUUGGCACAAAAUGACAAUCACUUUGGACACAGCUGGAAGGCACCCACAAGCCAUCCAGGAUGUGGAUCCACAGAUGAUGAGAGUGGCGAUGGAUUGAAUGACUGUCAAUUUAAGGAAGAAUACUCUGAGCUCUGCAGUGUCAUCAGCAACACCAGCGGCCCGUUCAGUGCCUGUCACCUGCAGUCUGACCCCGAGCCAUUUUUCAGUUCCUGUGUCUACGAUCUCUGCCUCUACACUCCAGCUAACGGCAUGCUGUGCUCUGCUGUCUCAGCCUAUGAGAAAACCUGCUCUGUUCUGGGGGUGAACAUCCCAGAGUGGCGCUCGGCUUUGCAGUGUGCUGAGUCAGACCCCUGUGAACAACUGAACUGCACAGAGUAUGAGUGGUGUGGUGAGAAAAAUGGUGUUUACGGCUGCUUCUGUGAUGAGCACCACCAUCGGCCCAACAAUGAGAGCUACGACUCGUCCAUCACUUGUCACAGUAGUUCAGGCAUCAUGUCCCUGUCGCGCUGCCAGCUCUUUGAGGCCGGCUUCCACUCUACUUCCCUCCACCUCCAGGAAGACGCCUGCAAAGGGACUCUCCAGGAUGGACGACUGGUGUUCCAGUUUGACAAUGACGACCAGCUGUGUGGGACAGUUCUCAGGAGCAACGGAUCCCAUUUCAUCUAUGAGAACACCAUCCAGAACGAUGUGGACCCCCAUAAAAGUCUAAUCAGCCGCCAGAAGAACAUUCAUCUGAGUUUCUGCUGUGAAUACCCUCUGGCCCAGGCCCUGUCUAUGGCUGUGGGCAUCAACCCUGUAGAGAGCAUUGUAAGGAAGAAGCUUCCAACUGGCCAAGGGCUGUAUCAUAUGAGGAUGAUCCCCUACCAGGAUUCUGGCUUCCACUUCCCCCUGACCAGCGACAGGAACAUAGAAAUGGAAAUUGACCAGAGGUUCUAUGUGGAGGUCCGGACAGAAGGAGUCGAUGAAAGGCAGAUCUCCACCGUUCUGGACUCUUGUUGGGCCACGCCGGUCAACAUUGCCAACUACCCUGUCCGCUGGGAUCUCAUUAGUGCACAGUGUCCUAAUCCAUCAGAUGAUACAGUAGAGCUGGUUCAGAACGGCAUCUCCACUGUGGCCCGAUUCUCAUUCAAGAUGUUCACCUUUACCAACUUCUCAUCCAUCUACAUCCACUGCCAGGUCCACCUGUGUCUUCUGAGCAAUAAAAACUGCUCAGCUCAUUGCUACCCAGGUCACCACAGGCGAUUUAAGAGGGACGUAUCCUACCAUGCCACUGCAGACAUCUCAGUAGGACCACUCCUCCUGAGGAGAGAUGUCUCAGACAUGAUGAUGAAACAGAGAAGUGCUUCAGGUCAGUUGACUGGUUCACUGGUGAUCCUGCUUGUCAGUUUGCUGAUGGCCAAAACUCUGACUUAGAGAGGUCAAAGACGAUGAUGAAUAUGUGCAUAUUACACUACAGCAUAUUAAUCCAUCAGCAGUAGCUUAAUUACGGUGCUUAGAUUUAAGAAGGGUCAGUUGUUUUUCUGUGUUGUGUUGCAAUAAAACGUGGAAUGAGACAUCUUUUUUGUGAUGGCGCAGGCCAAAAAAAGUUCUAAAUGAUACAGAAUAUUUGGAAAUGCAUCCUGUCCCGGUCCCAUCUAAAGUUGUGAAGUUUUUCUUUCCAACAUUAGAGGGCACCAUAAGCUCAAAUAUACAUUUGUUUCAUGAAACUUCCUGUUCACCUUUUCAUAUUUAGUAAUGUUCAUGAGUUGUAUCCUCCGGGCUUUUGCAGUGAUUUUUAUUAGCAUUAAAGCAAUGUUUCAUUAGUGAUGAUGAACAUGAUAUUUUUAUUUAUGUGUGAAAUAUGAAUCCUCAGGAAAUCACUGAGCAUACUGUACAUUUACAUUUGGAUUGUGUUUCUAUUUGAGAGGCCUCAACCUUGUGCCCUUGUGUUUUGUAUUUUGGCUGUACAGUAGGGGACAGCAAUGUGCAUACUAAACAAAUCUUACUAAAGUCUAAAGUUGAAGUCA
Messenger RNA from Chelmon rostratus (copperband butterflyfish), 13850 nucleotides. RefSeq names its product IgGFc-binding protein-like. Gene Ontology annotation, molecular function: protein binding. The record is from RefSeq and is a predicted model, not a curated record. The transcript is spliced from 56 exons. Lineage: Eukaryota; Metazoa; Chordata; Actinopteri; Chaetodontiformes; Chaetodontidae. Bases 22 to 13257 code for a protein of 4411 amino acids. Gene Ontology annotation, biological process: cell-matrix adhesion.